Molecule: messenger RNA, 3657 nt
Organism: Daucus carota subsp. sativus
Lineage: Eukaryota; Viridiplantae; Streptophyta; Magnoliopsida; Apiales; Apiaceae
Product: kinesin-like protein KIN-7K, chloroplastic
Exons: 24
Coding region: 325-3375 (1016 amino acids)
Biological process (GO): microtubule-based movement
Molecular function (GO): microtubule motor activity; ATP binding; microtubule binding
Source: RefSeq, a predicted model, not a curated record
CUAAAAAAGAACAAUGAAAGUUAGCUUAGUAAAAAGGGCAUCCCUUCCAAGUCAAGCAUGAGGACAAAGGCCACUCUCUCCUUCACCUAAUUAAUUAGUAAUAUCUCUCCUUAAUCGGAAAUCUCUCUCCUUUUCUCUCCAUCACACUCAUCCAUAUCUAUCUAUCAAACUCUGCCUUUUUUACUCUCUCUCUCUCUCUCUCUCUCUCUCUCUCUCUCUCUCUCUCUCUCUCCCGCACAGACAUUUGUGCGAUUAUUUAUCUCUAAUGUGUUCUGUGUUCACAAUGUUGUGCUGAUUGUAAUUUACCUAAGGUUGCGAAGCGCAAUGGCGUACAGACAAGGAGUGAAAUCGAAGAAAUUGAACUCGAGAGCUGCGAAUUCGCCCUCUUCUUCGACGACGUCGUCUUCGAAGCAGUUUCUGGAGACUUCUGUGGAAGGAUUGAGCUCUCCUGCUUCUUCGACUUCGAGAAGUAAGCCGCAUUUCUAUUACUCUGAGACAACGCCUAUAGAUGUGCAGAGAUCUAAGGAAAAUGUGACUGUAACUGUUCGAUUUCGGCCUCUCAGCCAGAGAGAAAUUAAGCUAGGGGAGGAGAUUGCCUGGUAUGCGGAUGGGGAAACUAUUGUGCGGAGCGAGAAUAAUUCCUCAAUUGCAUAUGCAUACGACAAGGUAUUUGGUCCAACGACUACAACACGCCAAGUGUAUGAUGUUGCAGCUCAACAUGUCAUUAACGGUGCCAUGGAAGGCAUUAACGGCACUAUCUUUGCAUAUGGUGUGACAAGUAGUGGGAAGACGCACACUAUGCAUGGUGAUCAGAGGUCACCAGGAAUAAUACCAUUGGCUGUCAAGGACACUUUCAGUAUCAUCCAGGAGACACCAAGUCGUGAAUAUCUGCUUCGAGUCUCAUAUCUUGAAAUCUAUAAUGAGGUUGUUAAUGACUUGCUAAAUCCUGCUGGACAGAACUUAAAAAUAAGAGAAGAUGCACAGGGAACAUUUGUUGAAGGAGUGAAGGAGGAAGUUGUAUUAUCUCCAGCUCAUGCCCUUUCUCUCAUUGCUGCUGGAGAAGAGCAUAGACAUGUUGGUUCCACGAAUUUCAAUUUGCUCAGCAGCAGGAGUCAUACAAUAUUCACACUGACAAUAGAGAGUAGUCCAUGUGGUGAACACAGAGAAGGCGAAUCUGUUAAUUUGUCACAGCUGAAUCUUAUCGAUCUGGCAGGUUCAGAGAGUUCCAAGGCUGAAACAACUGGUGUUCGUCGUAAAGAAGGAUCUUAUAUUAAUAAAAGCCUUCUGACUCUUGGAACUGUGAUUUCAAAAUUAGGAGAGGGAAAGGCUUCACAUGUACCAUACAGAGAUUCAAAGUUGACUAGACUUCUUCAGUCUUCAUUAAGUGGUCAUGGCAGAGUUUCACUCAUAUGCACUGUUACUCCCUCUUCAAGCAAUUCGGAAGAGACACACAACACAUUGAAAUUUGCCCACCGUGCAAAACAUAUUGAAAUUCAAGCAGCACAAAACAAGAUAAUUGAUGAAAAAUCACUUAUCAAGAAGUAUCAACAUGAGAUUCGUACCCUAAAAGAAGAACUGGAACAACUAAAGAGAGGUAUAGUUACGAUUCCUCAACUGAAGCGCACAGAAGGAGAUGACAUUGUAAUCCUUAAACAAAAGUUAGAAGAUGAUCAAGUCAAGUUACAAUCGAGAUUGGAACAAGAAGAAGAUGCCAAAGCUGCUUUGUUAAGCAGAAUACAGAGGUUAACAAAGUUAAUCUUGGUCUCUACAAAAACCUCACAGGCUUCUAGAUUUUCUCACCGGCCUGGUCCGAGAAGACGGCAUUCUUUUGGAGAAGAAGAGCUUGCAUAUCUUCCACUUAGAAGGCGGGAUUUGAAUUUAGAUGACCAAAACAUUGAUACAUAUACUUCCGUUGAUGGAAAUUUUGAAACUGCAGACGAGACACCGAAGGAGGAGAAGAAGACCCGAAAGAAUGGAUUGUUAAACUGGUUAAAACCACGGAAACGAGAUAAUGGCUCGAGAACUUUUAUGAGCACUAGUGAGAAAUCAAGUGGGACAAAGUCUAUGAGCACGCCGUCAACCCCUAAAGCGGAAAGUGGUAAUCUUCUCAUGGAAUCUCGGCUUUCGCAGAAAGCAGAAAAUACUCCAUCUUCUGAUCUUCUAUCGGAUGCUAGGCAUGGAAGAGAAACUCCUGAAGAAUCUUUACAACAUGAAACCCCUCUGACUAGCAUACAUACAUUGGACCAAAUAGAUCUUCUGAGGGAGCAACAAAAGAUAUUGUCUGGUGAGGUAGCUUUUCAUUCAAGUGUGCUGAAGAGGUUGUCAGAUGAGGCCCUGAGAUAUCCUAAGAAAGAAUAUAUUCAAGAGGAGAUGGCAAAGUUGCAGGGUGAAAUCAGAAAGAAAAAUGAACAAAUAGCUCUCCUAGAACAGCAAAUUGCUGGUUCUGUUAUAUCUUCUAUGGACAAUCUGGAUCAGCUGGAACUGUCAGAGUCUGUAGCUGACCAUGUAGCUGACCUGGUGACACGAUUAAAUGAGAAAUCCUUUGAACUCGAGGUUAAAGUUGCGGACAAUAGAGUAAUUCAAGAGCAGCUCAGCCAAAAGAUUGAUGAAUGUGAAAAAUUGCAACAAACAGUUUUGUCUUUGCAAGGACAGCUAUCAGAGGCACGGGAGCUAAAAAAUCUCAGCCAAAUGAUUGAUAAUUCGAUACGGUUCCCUGAAACAGAAAAAGUUAACAUGGAAAAUUCCUUAAUGAACAAGACUGCAGUGUCGAAAGAUGUAUAUGAAGGGUCAUUUCUGAAAGCCCAGAUGGAGAUCGGAGAACUCACAGUGAAAGUGACUGAGCUAACUGAAUCAAGAGAGAAGCUAGAAAUACAGAAUCAGCAACUUGCAGAAGAAAGUUCUUAUGCAAAAGGGUUAGCCUCCGCUGCAGCAGUCGAGCUGAAGGCUCUGUCGGAAGAAGUUGCAAAGCUCAUGAACCAUAAUGAGAGACUAACUGCAGAGCUGGCAGCACAGAAGAAUUCCCAGACGCAACGCAAAACUUUUGCAGCCAAUAGAAAUGGUAGAAGGGAUGUCAAUAUCAAACGACAUGACCAAGGCAUAGUAAACCCAGAAGUCAAGAGAGAAUUGGCUUUAUUGCGUGAAAGAGAGCAUUCAUAUGAAGCUGCUUUAGCAGAAAAGGAUCAAAGAGAGGCUGAGCUUCAACGAAGAGUUGAAGAAUCCAAACAGAAAGAGGCUUAUCUUGAGAAUGAGCUUGCAAACAUGUGGGUCCUUGUAGCAAAGCUGAAGAAAUCACAAGGACCUGUAAAUGCUUCCGAGUUAACUAGAGAAAGCUCUAUAGUUGAGGAUGAUUAUAAAAUUUGGAAUGGCACAAAAUAAACAAAGAACUUCCUGUGAUGUGUAAAUAUAACACAGAAAAAUUGUGCUUGUUUUGUUUUUAGGGUGCGUACUUUCCAGAUGUCGGCAAGGAUAUCCAAUAGUGUACAGGUAAUUUUGUUGUCCAUUUUAUUCCAGGGUUCAUCCUUUAGGGUUAGUCCUUUAGUUCACUAUGUAAUUAGUUGUGCAUCUCACUCAGGAGGCAUGGUUUUGGUUUUGAUGUUUGUAAGAUUAGGCAACAAUGCUUUUAGCCCUCAUUUAAUAUAUAUGGUUACAGGCUGAGAA